AUGGACAACGAGAAACAAGAGAAUAAGGCACCGAAGGAGAAACCGCUCCAUGAGCUGCUCACCUCCUCACUCGUCGACAUCUACGUCGGCCCGGACUCGACGCAUUGGACGCUCCACGAAAGACUUCUGACUUACUAUUCGCCUUUCUUCGCCUCCAUUUUCUACGGCGACGACAAGACCGAAGAGAAGAAGUCCCGCGGAAACAAGUCUUAUGGGCUCCCAGACGAGGAUGAUUACCCGUUUGAGCUCCUGGUGGGCUGGUUAUACUCGAAAUCCAUCCGUCCUCCCCAGACCGAAAAAGACAUAGGCCCUCUACUCGAGCUGUACCUGCUGUCGGAGAAAUUCCAGAUGGAGAAGCUCAGCCAUGAUGUGGUCGAAGUUGUGCGAGAGUUCUACCACACCACCUCCACAUACCCUGGCCUACGCAGAGUCCAGUACAUCUACGCCGAAACCGACGAAGACAACGAGAUGCGCGAGAUGAUGGUCUCAUCCAUCGCCCGCCAGUUGACCACCGCCGACAAGAUUCCAUCACACUGGGCCUCUGCACUCAAGCGCAACGGGCAACUUGCCGUCGACAUCAUCCGCGCCAUCCAGCAAUGGCACAUUGAAGAACGCAGCAUACCGGACGUCCGAGAUGGCAGCCAGUGCCGUGGCAGGCGCGCGAAUGGCGGCAUCUUCAGUGCGAUCGAGCGAGCCACGGACUCACAAGAAACGCAUGACACCACCGACACCAACCUGGGCGUCGAGAGUAUCAACAGUGGACAGAGUGACACACCGAAUGUCAAGAGCGACGCGGAAGAGUAA
Messenger RNA from Cladophialophora carrionii CBS 160.54, 804 nucleotides. RefSeq lists its product as uncharacterized. Lineage: Eukaryota; Fungi; Ascomycota; Eurotiomycetes; Chaetothyriales; Herpotrichiellaceae. Gene Ontology annotation, molecular function: protein binding. The coding region runs from base 1 to 804 and encodes 267 amino acids. The record is from RefSeq and is a predicted model, not a curated record. The transcript has 2 exons.